Suillus plorans is the source of this 1257-nucleotide messenger RNA. RefSeq names its product acyltransferase-domain-containing protein. The transcript has 6 exons. Gene Ontology annotation, molecular function: acyltransferase activity. The record is from RefSeq and is a predicted model, not a curated record. NCBI's taxonomy places the organism in Eukaryota, Fungi, Basidiomycota, Agaricomycetes, Boletales, Suillaceae. Gene Ontology annotation, cellular component: endomembrane system. The coding region runs from base 1 to 1257 and encodes 418 amino acids.
AUGACCACCGCUGCGAGACAGCAUGAGCUCCCUAUAUUCGCACGUCCUCCAAAGACGUGGACCCAGACGCUCAAUGGGUUGUUCUUCUUCAUAUUGUUUAUCCCAGGAUGUCUCAUGAUUCACGGGGUUCAACUUUUCAUUCUAUUGCCCUUGAAGCUUUUCUCUUCAAGCCCACGAGCCUGGAAGUUAUAUGACGAGGGGGUACGAUAUACGAAGGGCGCUUUUGCGACGCUUAUGAAUUUGAUGAACCAAUGGUUUGCCCCGACACGCCUUUCCAUCACAUUCGAACGGGCAGGACCAGGGAAAAUCACAGAGGAGGAAAUCAAACAUAUAGUCGAACGCGAUGCGUCUGGCAGGGUGGUGGCCUUACGCCUACCGUCUAAAACGGUCGUUAUCGCGAACCAUCAGGUCUACUCUGACUGGUGGUAUGUCUGGUGCCUCACAUACUUCAUGGGAACGCACAAGGAUGUCUUCAUUGUAUUGAAGAACAGCCUGAAGUGGAUUCCUCUCGUUGGGCCAGCAAUGCAAAUAUUUAGAUUCAUCUUUCUAGCGCGUUCAUGGGCCUCUGAUAGAAUACAAUUAUCAGCGAAACUCACAAAAAUUGGCCGACAAGCAGAACAAGAAGACAACCCAUUCACGUUUAUUCUAUUUCCAGAAGGCACCCUUGUGAGCAAAGAUACACGCCCUAUCAGCAGGAAAUAUGCGGAUAAGCUUGGUGUUCCCGAUCCACUAAAUAUCUUGCUGCCUCGGUCGACGGGGCUUCACUAUAGUCUUCGCUCACUUGCCUCGCGCGUGCCAUCUUUGAAAUUGAUCGACAUCACGAUGGUAUAUCCAGGCAUACCGCCAAAGGGAUACGGGCAAUCUUUCUACACACUCCGCUCGAUAUUCUGCGACCGCGUACCUCCGCCUAUAGUGCACAUGCAUCUAAGAAUAUUUGACGUCGCAAAGGAUGUUCCCAUAGGAGACAUCUCAGGGACGAAUCCCGCUGUGACUCCCGACGGAUCUAAACCUAUCGAAGUGGACUUCCCAGAACAGGAGAAGACUGUCUUUGAUGAAUGGCUUAGGAAGUUGUGGAUGGACAAGGAUGAAUUUAUCACGACGUUCCAUCGCUUAGAUGGGUUCCCCUCUGGUCAUCACGGCACUGUCGAAAUCCCACUAGAACUAGGGAGUAAACGGGAGAUACCGAUUGCUUUCUGUUGUUUUGUUCCAGUGGCAGCAUAUGUAUUAUGGUCAAGGUUGGUGCAGGCUGUUUUAUGA